AUGGCUCCAGGCGGCGGAGGAAAUAUCAAGGUGGUGGUGAGGGUGCGGCCCUUCAACAGCAGAGAAAUCGACCGAGGCGCAAAAUGUAUCGUUCAGAUGCAAGGAAACCAGACCAUCAUCACCCCACCACCCGGCGCCGAGGAAAAACUCCGUAAGAGUGGCAUGAAGAGUGCUCUGGAGGGACCGAAAACGUUCGCAUUUGACAGAUCGUACUGGUCGUUUGACAGAAAUGCCCCUAAUUAUGCCGGCCAAGAGGAUCUUUUCAGAGACCUGGGAAUACCACUACUGGACAAUGCCUUUCAGGGUUAUAACAACUGUAUUUUUGCUUAUGGCCAGACCGGUUCUGGCAAGUCUUAUUCGAUGAUGGGUUACGGCAAGGAACACGGUGUGAUCCCGAAUAUUUGCCAGGAGAUGUUCAGGCGCAUUGAGGAAUUGCAGCAAGAUAAGAAUUUAACUUGUACGGUCGAAGUCUCAUAUCUUGAAAUUUACAAUGAACGCGUGCGGGAUCUGCUCAACCCGACCACAAAGGGAAACCUCAAAGUGCGAGAGCACCCUUCCACUGGUCCAUAUGUCGAAGAUCUUGCCAAGCUCGUGGUGCGCUCGUUCCAGGAAAUCCAAAAUCUUAUGGACGAAGGUAACAAAGCCAGAACUGUCGCCGCCACCAACAUGAAUGAGACAUCCAGUCGAUCUCAUGCCGUCUUCACCUUGACCUUGACACAGAAACGGCACGAUGCGGAAACGUCCAUGGAUACGGAGAAAGUGUCGAGAAUCAGUCUGGUCGAUCUGGCAGGCUCGGAGAGAGCAACGUCUACCGGUGCUACUGGCGCUCGGCUGAAGGAGGGUGCCGAAAUCAACCGUUCUCUGUCUACCUUGGGUCGUGUCAUCGCUGCGCUUGCAGAUAUGUCUUCUGGCAAGAAGAAUAAGAAUGCCCUGGUUCCCUAUCGUGACUCAGUCCUUACGUGGCUGCUUAAGGACUCGUUAGGAGGUAACUCCAUGACGGCGAUGAUUGCGGCCAUUUCGCCCGCCGACAUCAACUUCGAAGAGACUCUCAGUACUCUGCGAUAUGCCGAUUCUGCGAAGCGAAUUAAGAACCACGCAGUGGUCAAUGAAGACCCGAAUGCCCGUAUGAUCAGAGAACUUAAAGAGGAGCUGGCUCAACUGAGAAGCAAACUUGGGGCUGCGGAAGCAGGUGGAUCUGGAUCUGGGGUUCCAGCGGAGGAAAAUUACCCUCCUGACACCCCUCUUGAGAAGCAGAUUGUGACCAUUCAGCAACCAGACGGCACCGUGAAGAAGGUCAGCAAGGCGGAGAUUGUCGAGCAACUGAAUCAGAGUGAGAAACUUUAUAGAGACCUCAAUCAGACCUGGGAAGAGAAACUGGCCAAGACAGAAGAAAUACACAGGGAACGUGAGGCCGCUCUUGAAGAACUGGGUAUCAGCAUCGAGAAGGGUUUCGUGGGUUUGAGCACGCCGAAGAAGAUGCCACACUUGGUCAAUCUCAGCGACGAUCCCCUCCUGGCGGAAUGUCUCGUCUACAAUAUCAAACCUGGGAAGACCAGGGUGGGAAACGUGGAUCCAGAGAACGCUUCAGAGAUCCGACUGAACGGUUCCAAGAUCCUCCACCAUCACUGCACGUUCGAGAAUGUGGACAACGUCGUGACAAUCGUGCCCAACGAAGGUGCCGCGGUUAUGGUGAAUGGAUUGCGGAUCGACAAGCCGACUCGUCUCCGAAGUGGCUACCGCAUCAUUCUGGGAGAUUUCCAUAUUUUCCGCUUCAACCAUCCCGAAGAAGCCCGUGCAGAACGGGUGGAACAGUCUCUGCUACGUCAUUCCGUCACUACCAGCCAGUUAGGCUCACCUGCACCUAACAAGACUCAUGAUCGGACGAUGAGCAAGGCUGGAUCGGAGGCUGAUGGAGAUUCAAACAGGGCUGAUUCUCCCAUGCCCUAUUCGCGCGGUCGGGACUCGGACUGGUUCUACGCUCGCAGAGAAGCGGCAAGUGCGAUCCUGGGGACUGAUGUGAAAAUAUCGCAUCUCACGGAUGACGAGUUGGACGCGCUGUUCGACGAUGUGCAGAGGGCGAGAGCGGUUCGACGAGGCCUGGUUGAGAAUGAGGAGGACUCUGACUCGCUCAGCUCAUUUCCCGUCCGCGACAAGUAUAUGUCAAACGGCACCAUCGACAACUUCUCUCUCGAUACCGCGAUCACCAUGCCAGGCACCCCUCGUCAAGGUGACGAUGAAGCGGCCAAUGGUGAUUCGACACUGCAAGCGACGCGCGACGAUAUGCAGCGGCAGUUAGACCAGCAGAAGGCGGAGUAUCAAGAGAAGCUGAAAAGCGCCGAAGCUUCGUCUCAGGACGUGGAAGAAUUGCGCCAGGAGAAAACUCGCAUGGAGGAGGCUCUCAAGACGGCCAAGGCGGAGUUUGAGGAACAGCUCAGGAAACAGAAAGAGGAGUUUGAAAGCCACAUCAAGGAAAUGGGGCAGCCUGUCCCCAAAAUCUAUGAGAAUGGCUUCGCCAGGCUCGAGCCACGAGAAAUCGAAAUCGCGAAAUCGGUGUUCAGCCACUGGUCGCAGCGAAACUAUGUGCGCAUGGCCGAGUCCAUUCUCCAGCACGCUUCUCUGUUGAAGGAGGCGCAGGUCAUGAGUCAGAUCAUGGACAAGAAUGUUGUAUUCCAGUUUGCAAUCAUUGACAAUGGCCACAACAUGGCUUCGUCAUAUGAUUUGGUUCUCAAUGGCAUCUCGGGCGAAGACGACGCUGCAUUGGACGAGGCGAAGAAGCCAUGUGUCGGGGUCCGUGUGAUUGAUUACAAGCAUUGCGUGAUUCACCUCUGGUCGAUUGAGAAACUGCGGCGUCGGGUUCAAGCGAUGCGUCAGAUGCAUCAAUAUAUCGACCGCCCGGACUACAUCCAGCACUUCAAAUUAGAGAACCCGUUUUCUGAGACAUGUCCGGCGCAGUAUUCCCUCAUAGGUGACGCAGAUAUUCCUCUCACUGCCGUAUUCGAAACCCGUGUUCAGGACUUUUCGGUCGAGGUGAUCUCGCCUUACACUCAGAGUGUGAUUGGGAUCAUCCGGCUGUCUCUGGAACCAUCUUCUGCGCAGGCGCCUUCUUCCACAUUGAAAUUCAACGUGGUGAUGCGGGACAUGGCUGGUUUCGCAGAACGCGAAGGUACGGAUGUCCAUGCGCAGCUUUUCGUCCCGGGUAUCUCUGAAGAAGGUGGCGCUACGACGACCCAGAUGAUCAAGGGGUUUGACGAGAACCCGGUUCGAUUUGAGAGUGUGCACAGCAUGAGUCUGCCUCUGUCCAGCCCUCGGACUGCCACAUUAAAGGUGUGUAUUUACGCUCGUGUCACGACCAUGCACCUGGAUAAGCUCCUCAGCUGGGACGACAUGCGUGACUCUUCGGAGGCUCCUAGCAAGAAACGGAAGACUCCCCGGCUUGCUGAAACUGAAUUCUAUUCCGAGGAACGACAUGAUGUGUUUGCGAGAAUCCAAAUUCUUGAGCUCGCGGAGUCGGGUGAUUAUCUUCCCGUCGAGGUCGUGCAGAGCAGCAGCUUGGACGCUGGUACGUAUCAGCUGCAUCAGGGUCUGCAACGGCGGGUUGUGAUUCAUCUUACGCACAGCUCCACGGAGAGUUUUCCGUGGGACGACAUUACGAAUCUCCGCAUCGGAUCAGUCCGCCUGCUCGACCCAUGGGGCAAGAUCCCGGACCAGGACUUUCAGACGCCGGACGUCCCAUUGAGAUUGAUCCAAGAACCAGCGAUCAAAGAUAACGCCGACGGAACGUCCAAUGUGACUAUCAUUGGCCAAUGGGAUUCGAGUCUGCACGGUUCGCUGUUGCUUGAUCGCACCACAGCCGAUAAAUAUCGCGUACAGGUAUCGCUGCGCUGGGACCUCAUCUCUUCGCGGGUGCAGGACCCGAUCACUUUCGAAGUCGAUCAGACUUUGCAGAUUCUCGGACGGUCAUAUGUCCGCCCGCAAUCGUUGUUCAAGCAGUUCUGGAACACCACGCGAGUGGUGCACUCGACGGUGGGCAUGUUUUCGGUGGCCAUCCGUCCGGUCUCUGCCAAACGGGCAGCGGAUCUCUGGCGGAUGAACACGCAAAACGAUUAUGUGAAGGGUGAGGAACUUCUGGGUAACUGGGCUCCGCGGAAAGUGUCCCUCGUUCGUGAUUUUAUUGCGACUCGUAAACGGCGGCAACGUGCGGCGGAGCUGGACGCGGCCAGGGGGGCUCUUAGUGCGGAUAGCUUGGUGGUGUCGCCGGCCAGGAGUGGUCGAUCGACGCCGAUGCGCAACCAAGAGCUGUCGGAACGGCAAAUCAAGCUCCUACAGAAGUAUCUUGGUCUGUGGUCGACGAGAAAGGAUCCUACGGAGGCGAUCCUGGUGAAGAGCAACACAGAGCAACCGGCGAACGGUGCGGCGUCAGCGAAGCCGGCAAAGGAGUCUGCUUCGGAUGAUGCCAGCGAGGCCUCGGAUCACAGCCCGCCGAAGCCGCGGUAUCUUGCGACGGUACAGACUAUAUCGAAGAACCCUUCGGUGUUGAAGUCAGGCUAUCUCUUGACGCCUGAUGACACGAACAGCCAUUGGAUUCGACGGUUCGUCGAGCUUCGGCGGCCGUACCUCCACCUGUAUUCUGUUCCGGACGGGGACGAGAUCAACGCGAUCAACCUGCGGCACGCACGCGUGGACCAUGAGCCGGACUUUGCGCGUCUUCUGGAUGGAUCUGGCGCGGGGGCGGACACGCGCGGACGGCCAAAUAUCUUUGCGAUUUACUGUCCACAGAACACGUUCCUCUUUGCAGCGCGGACGGAGGCGCAGAAGGUGGAAUGGAUCUUGAAGAUCGACGAGAGUUAUUUCAGUAGCAAUGGCAGGGAUGCGCGCGAUCGAUAG
Rasamsonia emersonii CBS 393.64 is the source of this 4884-nucleotide messenger RNA. RefSeq names its product Kinesin family protein. Bases 1 to 4884 code for a protein of 1627 amino acids. Gene Ontology annotation, biological process: cytoskeleton-dependent intracellular transport; microtubule-based movement. The transcript is spliced from 2 exons. The record is from RefSeq and is a predicted model, not a curated record. NCBI's taxonomy places the organism in Eukaryota, Fungi, Ascomycota, Eurotiomycetes, Eurotiales, Trichocomaceae. Gene Ontology annotation, molecular function: ATP hydrolysis activity; microtubule motor activity; ATP binding. Gene Ontology annotation, cellular component: kinesin complex; microtubule.